ACAAUGAAUUGAAAAUAGUUUUGUUUAAAAUAAUUUUAUUUGAAAGAUUCUCGAGAAUAUGCGUAAAUAUCAGCAGUUAUUGUUAUUAAUAAUUUCUUGCAUAAGUGUCGGUAUUUUAUUAAUGUAUAAAACCGAAAACAAUCGUCUUAAAGAUGUUUUACACGUUAUUAACUUUUUUGGACGGAAGGAUGCAGCUAUCCUUCGCCGUAUAGACAAUAUUAAUAAUUCGUCUCAUUAUCUGGUGGAUUUCAUACAUCCAUUACCGGUUUGGCAGUUAAUAGGUCAACAUUUCCAUGCAUACGCUGCAUACUGGAAACGUAACGAAUUGGUGGCAGGCGGUGAAGCUGUUGUAAUAGUCGUUGGCCGUCGCGGUGCCAUUCUAAAUUUUAAAUGUUCUGUAAAUUACGAAGCCAGUAAGAUAAACAAAGGCAAAUUUCGGUUUCAAAGGUUGGAUAAAGAAGGAAAGGAUGGCUUAAGUGAAUUUACCCGAUAUCGUUUUUAUUGCCGUAUAACAAGAGAUUUUGGUCAACCAAAAGGUGUUACGUUUACAGAAGUUACAGAUGCGGGUUCUACCCCAAAUGGACAUUCGAUUAAUCUAAGAUAUUUGAAAUUAACGAAUAAUGAGUCUAAAAAGCCGCCCAAUGUUGCUAAACCAAUAAGCAUAUGUUUGGAUUUGGUAAAUCAAGCAUACAAAAAUGGGACUUCAUUGGAAAGUCGGGAAAGGGAAUUAAUGCAAUUCUUCGUACAUCACUUCUCAUUAGGCAUAGAAGACUUUAUAGUGUACAAUGGCGACGAUUUAUCCAUGCAGCUUUUACUAAUUUUGGAACGUCUAAAUAUUAAAGUGCAUUUACUGCCUUUUAAUUUUCCCUAUUCCUACAAUAUUGAACGUAUUAGAAGUUUAGUGGAAACUGAUUGUUUGCUACGCAAUACCAAUCGAGCACACCAUACAUUACUUUUAACAGCUGAUGAAUUCUUUUAUCCUUCGACCAAGUUAUAUGAAGAGAAGUCUGUAUUAAAAUACUUAAGUCAUUAUACCAGUAAGGCGCAACGGUUUGAAUUACCUGUCUUUGCGGUUUGCAAGGAUCAAACCCAUAAUUUUUUAAUAGAUAACACUCUCUACGAUCCGGAAGUCAAGUUCAAACAUCAUUCGUAUGUAUACAGACUUUCACCGAAUAUUUUAAACGGCAGCACUGAAGAUCUAACAAGUUCGAGCAGUACUUUGUUAACCGUAAAUCGCGCCUUUGUCCAUCAUUAUUGCUCUUGCUUACAUGUGGGUAAAGAUGGUUUAUUCGACUGGCGAAAUUCAAUACGUGAAGACUUUACGAAGCAUUUACAAAGUCUAAAGAAUGAACUAAAAAUAUACAUUUAAUUCCCAUUCGUGCCUUUUGGCAUUUCCUGCAAUUCUUUUUGUUUUAACACCAAGCGGAUCGACAAUUACAAAGCAACUUCGGAGAGC
Molecule: messenger RNA, 1456 nt
Organism: Glossina fuscipes
Lineage: Eukaryota; Metazoa; Arthropoda; Insecta; Diptera; Glossinidae
Exons: 1
Coding region: 59-1369 (436 amino acids)
Source: RefSeq, a predicted model, not a curated record